AUGGGACAAUUGGAAAGUAGUGCUUUUGAUGACGACGAUAUUACGGAAUCGACUGUACUGCAAGGUGAUCGUUCCGUAAAUGGAAUCGUGCGAGCAAUCAAGGAAGGAAGAAUUAAGAAGAUCUGUGUACUCACCGGAGCAGGAAUCUCGUGUUCCGCAGGAAUUCCAGAUUUCCGCUCUCCUGGGACAGGGAUCUAUUAUAAUUUGCAAGAAUAUAAUCUACCAAAUCCAGAAGCUAUGUUUGAACUCGAGUUUUUCAAGCAAAACCCUGCAAUCUUCUAUAAAUUUCUAAAGAAACUCCUUCCUGGAAAAUACAAACCCACCUAUGUUCAUCACUUCUUGAAGUUGCUGGAAAAUAAAGGUAUCUUAUUACGCGUCUACUCUCAAAAUAUCGACGGAUUGGAACGCUUGGCAGGGCUUUCCGAGACUGUUUUGGUGGAAGCCCAUGGCUCUUUUGCGACCGCAUCUUGCAUAGAGUGCGGAUUAGAGUACCCCAUAAAAGAUCUGCGUGAAUGCAUUGCAAACGGCGGCAUUCCUUACUGUUCAUGUGGUGCCCUCGUGAAGCCGGAUAUCGUUUUUUACGGAGAAAACCUCCCUCUGAAAUAUACUUGGAUGCAUACAGCUGAUAUGGUUUCUUGUGAUAUGCUUCUAAUCAUGGGGACGUCGCUCUCAGUGCAGCCUUUCUGUAGUCUGAUUCAUAAAGUGAGAGAAAACGUCCCGCGACUGCUCAUCAACAACGAGGCGGUGGGUCCGUUCCGGUUCUGUGAUAUGCAAUGCUGUCUUCGCGAUGUGUACAUGCAAUCGGACUGCGACGAAGGCGUGAAGGAGCUGGCGCGAUUGCUGGGGUGGGAAGAAGAGCUGGAGGCGUUGGUGAAGGGAGGGAAGGAGGAAGUGAUUCUGUGA
Molecule: messenger RNA, 903 nt
Organism: Blastocystis hominis
Lineage: Eukaryota; Bigyra; Opalinata; Blastocystidae
Exons: 3
Coding region: 1-903 (300 amino acids)
Molecular function (GO): histone deacetylase activity, NAD-dependent; NAD+ binding
Source: RefSeq, a predicted model, not a curated record